CUGCAGCGUAUGAAGCCAUAACUGAUUCAAGUGAACUUCAACUUGCAAGGUAUGUCUGUAUCUAAGGCAUUACAGUUAAUGGAUCAAAAAGAUCUUGAGUGUGCCAUCUGCCUCAACAGGUUUCACCAACCAAAGACACUGAAAUGCAUGCACACCUACUGUCAACAGUGUAUCCAGAAAUGGGUGGAAACUCAUGGGAAGAUAGAAUGCCCAACAUGUGGCCAACAGCAUGAUCUAACCAAAGGAGACUUAAAACAACAGCUUGCUUCAAAUACAAUGAUAAGUCAACUAUUGGAGUAUGUCAUGAAAACUGAGGAACAAAAACCAACUAAAUGCUCUUUCUGUGACAACCAACCAGCAUACCACUGCUCAACAUGUCAGCUGUAUCUAUGUGAAGGCAACUGUAUCAAACAACACAAGGCAGUACCUUUAACUAAGGAUCAUCCACUUUACACACUAGACAUAAAGGAACCAGAUGGCCAACCAACUAACUGCCAAGUUCACUGCAACACCCCACUAAAUUUUACUGCUCCAAUUGCAAAAAAUCAGCAUGUAAAUGAUGUGAACACAUCCUUUGCUGUUAUCAAAAACAACAUGAAGUGAUUCCAAUGUCAACUGCCAUAGAAGAGUUUAACAAAGAUGUCACCGAACUUGUCAAAUUAGCAGAGGAAAUUGAAAAUAAAUUAACAGAAAAAGUUGAAUUCAUAGCUAAAAGUAAAUCAUCAUUUAAAUCACAACUAAGUUUAAGUACAACAGCCACUGAAAUCCAGGAAAAUAAACUUAUUAAGAAAUUUCAAGAGAAAAGCAAAGAAUUAAUUUUGAAUAUGAAAAAGUUAUACAAAGAAAAAGAAGAUGCCCUUGAUAGUAAAUUUAAAGAUAUUGAUUCACAGAGAACUCAAGUGAAUAAUCUAAUGGCCUCAAUCAAUAAAAUGAUGAACAAACCAGAAGAACGAGAAACACUUGGAUCCCAUAAAACAGCUAUCAACGCUGUCAGAGACAAGGUCCUAGCAACUGAUUUUGAUAAAUAAUUUUAUAAAAUAAAUAAAUAUUACACCACAUUUCAUUCCAUGUACGCACUUGGAUGAGUUGAUGAAUACAGAAGGCAUUGGUAAAAUCAUAACUGUUGAUAUGACGUAUGAGGUUGCUGAUGAAGAUAAAGAAUUUACUGUCACAAAAGGACAACCAUUUGUAGUGAAAGUAUCAAGUCUAUCAGAGAGUGAUGCAUGCCAAUUAGCUGCAACAUUAUUAAACUCAUCAUGUGAAGAAUCACCAACUGACGUAGAAUAUGAUGGAGAUGAACAGUACACAAUAACAGGUAGAUGCAAUGUGGAAGGUGAUUGGCAAAUGAAGGUAACUGCUAGAGCUGAGCACAUCAAAGGAUCUCCAGUGAAUAUCAAGGUGGAAGCACUAGGACUUGUUCAUACUACUGGUAAUAUAUCAGAUUAUACACAACAUUGUUAAGACAAUUGGGUGAGUGAUGUAGUGUUAGCCAGAGAUGGAUGCAUAUUAGUAUCAAGUGAAAGUAAAGAUAUAUUGAAGUUCAACCAAUCAGGUUCAUUUGUUGCUAGGAUACAGGUGCCACAAAAUGUGAAGGUGAAUCGAAUGCAUCUAAUGAGUGAUGGUAACAUGAUAUAUAGUGAUGACAUAGCAAAAUGUAUAGUAUCUUGUGAUGGAAAAUUUCAAGAAGUCCAUUCAUUUGGUAAAGGCAUGUUGAGAAUACCAGUGGGCUUGACAUUUAACAAGGAAACUAGAGCCUUGUAUGUAGCAGAUGAAUAUGCUCAGUGUGUGUAUAAAUUCAAUGUUUGAUGGCAGGCUACUGGGUGUGAUAGGUUCACAGAUUAGUGGAGUAGGUCAAAUGUAUCAA
Molecule: messenger RNA, 1864 nt
Organism: Anneissia japonica
Lineage: Eukaryota; Metazoa; Echinodermata; Crinoidea; Comatulida; Comatulidae
Product: E3 ubiquitin-protein ligase TRIM71-like
Exons: 2
Coding region: 52-603 (183 amino acids)
Biological process (GO): positive regulation of DNA-templated transcription
Cellular component (GO): nucleoplasm; chromatin
Molecular function (GO): zinc ion binding; ubiquitin-protein transferase activity
Source: RefSeq, a predicted model, not a curated record